CGGAAUACAGGUGUUAAAAGAAAUAACAGACUCCGGGUUUCGCUCGAACAACUGAAAGGGUUACGUCACCGGUAUGGGUGAGGUAGAUCACGUGACCCAACGCGUUUCACCUGCAGACCGAGAGGCGCAAGACAGGUGUGUUUGCCAGGGAUCUAGAGGAUUCUACAACUAAGACCAAAACCCAUGUCAGCAGGAAACGGCUCAUCGUACCACUUUGAUCGGGUCAGAGAAUUACCAUACUAUGACCAAGUGCCACUGGACGAUGGAGUCCCAUACCCCUUCGAGGGGUCCAUGUCAGCUUUCAGCGAUGAACCCUUACCACCCCCUCCACUUCCGGUCCAUGCACCUGUGGGGCCAGACCUCUACCCCAGCGACGCAGAGGACCAGCAGGACCAGGCCAUGGACAUCAAACCGGUGCGCCGCUUCAUCCCAGACUCCGUGAAGAACUUCUUUCGGGGAAACAGCUUCCGAAGCAGCAAGAGCCAGAACUCCUUUCCACCACCUCCAUCUGAAAAGCUCAACUCCACUACAGGAGGGGUGCCAUGCUCCCCUCCCCACUCCCGUCCUUCUUCACCUGGAGCCCCCAGCUCUUAUACCGACCCAUAUGGAGGAUCUGGGGGCAGCUACGCAUCAAGAAAAGAGCAGGCGGCUCUCCUGGGGGAAGCACUGGAAUCGAUUUCAGGCCGCUCAGCACAGACCGCCAAGACAUACAGCGAGAAGGUGGAAGAGUACAAUGAGAGAUAUGCCUACAUGAAGUCAUGGGCAGGGCUUCUGCGCAUCCUUGGUUGCGUAGAGCUGCUGCUGGGUGCAGCUAUUUUUGCUUGCGUCUGUGCCUAUGUGCACAAGGAUAAUGAGUGGUACAACAUGUUCGGGUACACCCAACAGACCAUCUAUGGGGGGGGUUAUGGAGGCUCAAUGGGAGGGAUGUACGGUGGGUAUGGGGUCGACUACAAUGGGCCCAAGACUCCUUUCAUCCUAGUGGUGGCUGGCUUGGCCUGGAUCGGAACAGUCAUUAUGCUUGUCUUGGGCAUGACCAUGUACUACCGGACUAUCUUGCUGGACUCCAGCUGGUGGCCCUUGACAGAGUGCAUUAUAAAUGUGGUGCUGGGAGCUCUGUAUCUUGCAGCAUCUAUCGUAUACGUUCGGGACACUCUUCGAGGGGGGCUCUGUUACUACCCGCACUUCAAUAACGGCCCCAAUGCUGCCUUCUGCCGGACAGAGGCCGGACAGACGGCAGCCAUCGUCUUCCUGUUCAUCACUACUUUGCUGUACCUGGUGGGAGCUGGGGUGUGUAUAAAGCUGUGGCGGCACGAAGCAGCACGUCUUCGGCGGGAGGCACUUGAACAAGAGAUGAGGACAGUCGUUUCAGUUCCACUGACCAUGCUUGAGCAGGGUUCCAGCGUCUCAGGACCUGUCUACAAACCCAAGCUGAUGGCCUCUGCAGAGAACCUAGACGGUGCUACACCUGUUCAAAUGCCGAUGAUUGAGCCGGAGUACCUGAGGGGUCACAUCCCUGCUGGACACAUCCCCAAACCGGUGGUCAUCGCAGAUUAUGUAGCAAAAUACCCAACCAUUCGUACUGAUGAGGAAAAAGACCGGUACAAAGCUGUGUUCAAUGACCAGUACGAGGAGUAUAAAGAGCUGCACGCUGAAGUUCAGGCACUGGCAAAGAAGUUCGAGGAGAUGGACAACAUGAUGAUCAACCUACCGGCUCGCCCGUCCAGUCAAAUGGAACAAGAACGCAUCAAUAACAUUGUGCAGGAGUAUCAGAGGAAGAAAAAUGACCCGACGUUCCUGGAGAAGAAGGAAAGAUGUGAAUAUCUGAAGAGCAAACUUUCUCACAUCAAACAGAAAAUCCAGGAAUACGACAAAGUGAUGGACUGGAAUGAUGGAUAUGAUUAAAAUAGUUAACGUUAGUCUCUAAAACGAACUAAAUGAACAUUAAUGCCAUCUAAACCAAUGCCCACGUCCCAUUAUUGAGAUAUUACUGAAAGAGGAUGAUUCUGUUUGAAGAACAAUCUGAUAUUUAGAUCAUGUUCAGUAUAUAAGUAUGAUCUGAUAUUGUUUGUUAAAUGUGAAUAUUUUAGAAGUGUUUAAUCCUGUUUAUUAAUUAUAUCAAACGAGAGCUCUAUGAAUAUGUAUUUAAGUCAAAAUAGUGUUUUUUUUUAAAUGAAGGUUUUAGCUGAGCGUUUCGGGGUAGUGUGAUGUGAUGUGUGUUGUAGAUUUGUAAAAGAAAAAGAAACUGGUGUAGGUUAGGUUUAAAUUGGACGUUCAUGUUUUAUUGUGCAAAGUGCCUUUUUAUAUUUCACCUAUUUGUCUUUUUUAUAUUUUGUAUGUCACAUAUCAGAAAAAGUAAAACCAAAACAUGUGAA
Molecule: messenger RNA, 2372 nt
Organism: Astyanax mexicanus (Mexican tetra)
Lineage: Eukaryota; Metazoa; Chordata; Actinopteri; Characiformes; Acestrorhamphidae
Gene: marveld2b
Product: MARVEL domain containing 2b
Exons: 7
Coding region: 184-1902 (572 amino acids)
Biological process (GO): bicellular tight junction assembly
Cellular component (GO): apical plasma membrane; cytoplasmic vesicle; bicellular tight junction
Source: RefSeq, a predicted model, not a curated record